Messenger RNA from Echinococcus granulosus, 2835 nucleotides. RefSeq names its product Nuclear pore complex protein Nup93. Gene Ontology annotation, biological process: protein import into nucleus; poly(A)+ mRNA export from nucleus. Gene Ontology annotation, cellular component: nuclear pore. NCBI's taxonomy places the organism in Eukaryota, Metazoa, Platyhelminthes, Cestoda, Cyclophyllidea, Taeniidae. The transcript is spliced from 9 exons. The coding region runs from base 1 to 2835 and encodes 944 amino acids. Gene Ontology annotation, molecular function: structural constituent of nuclear pore. The record is from RefSeq and is a predicted model, not a curated record.
AUGGAUUCCCUUGAGGAACUCGUAGAGCAGUCUGAUCGGCUGCUUAUGGAAAUUCGAGGAGAUACUGAUCUACCGUUGAUCACGCGUAGUCUUGAACAAAUGGGGGCCUAUGGUGAAAAAAUGUGUUCAUCUCGUGGUGUAAGAAGCGAUGUGAAGGCUGCGCGUCUACUGGGUCCCACCAUUAACUAUGACUUACCUAAAAAUUUGUCUGCUAAAUUGGAAUCUCUCUCACAAAUAAAAGAAGUGGACUUUGCUAAGCCGAAGAUUGACAUGGACAUACACACAUUUCUGAGGUGCGAGCGGGAGAAUAUCCUAUUUACUGCUACUGAACAAGCAAAGCGGGCUGUCUUUGACGAGGUUGACUCGAUUUGUCGCAGGUCUACAUCGUCUUGGUGGGAUCGUCAGGCUGCCGCCAUUUUGACAGCCCUUGCUAGUUCUACUGGUCCAAUAGACACCGCUAUUUUCCAAACUGUUCCAACUUCUGUUGCAGCAGACACCGCCAUGGGUCGGGAAUUUCUUUCUCGUACUGCUCCAAUCGAUUUUUCCGCUGACUCACAGGCGUCUAUUUCGAAAGAGGAGCUUUUUUACGCCAACCAAGUUGAUAAGUAUCUCGUCGAUUCUCUCGCCACUACACAAACCGUCUGUCUGCGUCAGGUGUCGGUUAGCUCUGGCCUUCUAAACAAGCCAUCGCUUUUUGACUACCUGUACAACACGAAAAAUGCGAAAUCUGUUCUCUUUGAUGAGUCUAAACAAAACGACUUCUGUGAAGUUUUCCGUCUCAUUAAACGUAUGUUUUCAAUCUCGGCUAUAAAUAUUGAUGACGUUGGACCCUCGGAGACCCCGCUUCUUGAUCUACCACUUCCUGCCACGCACGAGAGAGCAUUAGAGUUUCGUUCCGGUUCCUCUCUCCAGUCGGCAUUUCUGAGAAGAGCGAUUGCUCAUUUAGAGGUGGAAUUUGCGACUUAUUUGCAAACUGUCGUCUCAUCAAAUCCACGUCUGGCUCUGUUGGGUGGUUGUCCAGGUGUCAGAGCCCUCGUUCGGGCUUUUCUUAAUGUCAAAAAUCCUUCCUCCCAACCAUCCGGAGACUGCGACUUCGACUCCUUCGGUGAUUUUGAGGAUGGCGUUGUGGAUAGCAAACCAGUUUGGCCCAUGAUAUACUACUGCCUUCGUUGUGGUGCCUUGCAGGAUGCUGCUAGCGUCGCAUCCGAUGCAGCUAAUAAUCUGGGAGAUUUUGUUCAAAUUCUGAACACUUUCAUGGCUGAAGGGAGAUGUCUGCCUCCAAAAUUGGUUGCAAAUGUUCGAAAGACGUAUCGGCGAAUCGUGAAAACUUCUCGUGACCCAUACAAAAGGCUGGUAUACUGUCUUCUGGGCUGCUGUGAUCUUUCUGAUGCACAUACAGAUGUCGGUCAAAGUAUUGAUGAUUUCUUAUGGCUCAGGCUUUCACAAAUUUCUACUAAUGAGGGUACAACUGACCAGCAGGAUGAUAUUGAAAAUCUUACUGUCGGCCAACUACAAAGUCUCCUCUAUGAAACAUAUGGUGAAACAUACUUUGAUGCUUGGAACCAGCCCCUCAUGUACUUUAAAAUCCUCUGUCUAAGUCAACAGUUUGAAGGAGCAUUGGCUUUCCUCUCGCGUAUUGAGGGACUGCGUUGCCACGCCGUUCAUCUGGCUCUUCUACUUCGCGAAAUGAAAAUUCUUCUCUUACCGACCUCAAAACAGGCACCACUCGUGUCUCGUGUGGACUCUGAUCCCUCUGGUUUCCGACGUCUUAACUUCGUUCGCCUAUUACUCCUUUAUACACGUAAAUUUGAGUUGAGUAACCCGACUCUGUGCAUAAAUUACUACUACUUCCUGCAUGAUCUUCCCUCUGUGACCGAGGGCAAAGAGAAGACGACAGUAGCGAGUCCACCUGGUUCUGGGAUGCACAGUCUCUUCGUCCAGUGCGUGGCUGAGUUGGCCAUUCAGACGGGCGAGUUCGAUCUCCUCCUUGGCCGCCUUACUCCCGAGAAUAGGGCUCUGCGGCAGGCUGGCGCUAUCGAUCGCUUUGCGAGUGUGGCGCCGCCUAUCUCGCUUAUCACCAUUGUCGCAGAGAUGCUUGAGGCCCGGGGCCAAAUGGUGCAGGCCGUGAGUGUCUACCUCCUCGCUGGAGAAGUAAAAAAUAUCCUUUCUGCCGUUCGUCUCAUCAAUCUCCUUCUUGUCGGCGUGGUUGCUACUGACGAUUCCAACGGUCUCAACGUCACUGGUAACUCCGAGAGAGAGAACAUAUUACGUCUAGCUACUGAAGUUGGUCUUAGCGUUCGACGCCUGGACCCGAUUACCUCAGCAGUUGGCGGAGCGGUGAGCUCAGACAGUGGAAGUUGCGGUGACGUCUCGCCGGCCCUUCAGUCGGCCGCUCGAACCCUCUACUACCUUCUCGAUUUGGCUACCUUCUUUGACCUGGCCAGCUCGGGUCAAUGGCAGGCGGCGCUAGAUCACAUGGAUCGAUUGGGCCUCCUGCCCACCACCGCUGCCAGCGAGGAGAUCGAUGCCAAGGUAGCUGGCUUCGCUGCCAUCUCUGACUUCGUCCGCAGACCUAUUCCCGCCGCAAUUCUGCUGCUCCUACGCUGUCUCACCGUCAAAGCCUCCACUGCGAAGGCUAAUGAAGAGCGUGGUAUCUCCGUCGGGCGCACACCGAUCGGCAUCAGUGGGCACUCGGUGUGUCUUGAAGAGGUUCGAGCGAGAACGCGGGCCCUCAUCACUUUCAUCGGGCGGAUUCCGUAUCGCAUGCCUAGCGAAGUGUAUGCACGCCUCUCACAGGUGGAAAUGCAGCUUUCUUCCGCUUCCUCUUGUACUUGA